GCCAAUACCUCUUCCCUUCUUGUCUGCCUUGUAUCCUGCUGUUUAAUUACCCUUGGCUCGCCAUGUCCUUCAGGUCACUCACAGCGGCUCCAGGCACCGGUGGGGCCACUCAGCAGCCGAUCAAGAGUGAACGCAGCAUGCUUGCUCUUUCCGAUGAGAAUUCAAUAAUGAAUCAAGUUCAGGCAACUCAUGCACCUGAUGGCCGAGAGUUUGAUGUCAGACCUCUCCUCAAUAUUGUUGAAGACAUCCUCAAUCGUGCCACCCGUCAAGUUGAGACCACCUUGACGCCUGCCCUAGUUCACGCAGAGAUGGAGGACAAGAAUCGUCAAGUCAAUUUCAUUGCCACGCUUGAAGCAUUGUCAUUUGUUAUUGACAGAAUUUCGUGUGAGAUUUCCUACAAGGCUUUGAGUGGAUCAGAUGCUCAUGCCACAACUCUGUCAUUAUUCAACAUGCUGUCAAGCUACUCCUGGGAUGCUAAGUUGGUGCUGACUAUGGCAGCUUUUGCUUUGAAUUAUGGAGAAUUCUGGCUUCUUGCCCAGAUUUACUCCUCAAACCCACUUGCCAAAUCAAUGGCAAUCCUAAGGCAAUUGCCUGUUAUCCUGGAACACACAGGCCCAUUGAAGCCUCGGUUUGAAGCACUUAACAAUCUGAUCAGGGUCAUGAUGGAGGUCACUAAGUGCAUAGUUGAGUUCAAGGAAUUACCAUCUACAUAUAUUUCCACAGAGGUGCCUGCUUUGUCCGCAGCCAUUGCCCACAUCCCAACUGCUGUCUACUGGACCAUAAGGAGUGUUGUGGCUUGUGCAACACAGAUUACCAGUCUCACCACCUUGGGACAUGAGUUUGCUACCACUGAGGCAUGGGAACUAUCCACCUUAGCUCACAAACUCCAAAACAUAAAUGAGCAUCUAAAGAAGCAGCUCUCUAUUUGUUACCAACACAUAGAUGAGAAGAGGAAUGUUGAAGCCUAUCAAAUGCUUCUGAAUCUUUUUGAUACAAUCCACAUUGACAACAUGAAGAUCUUGAAGGCCCUGAUUUAUGCCAAGGAUGACAUCCCACCACUUCUUGAUGGCUCUACCAAGAGAAGGGUUAACAUUGAUGUGCUGAGAAGGAAGAAUGUGCUAUUGCUCGUUUCGGGGCUAGACAUUUCGCACGACGAGCUUUCGAUUCUUGAACAGAUUUACAAUGAGUCCAGACUCCACGCUACCAGGCUGGAGAGUCAGUAUGAGGUGGUUUGGAUCCCAAUUGUGGACCGUACAGUGCCUUGGAAUGAUUCUAUGCAAAAGCAGUUUGAGGCCCUGCAGGCUACGAUGCCAUGGUACUCGGUGCACCACCCAUCAAUAAUUGAAAAAGUGGUCAUUAAAUUCAUCAGGGAGGUGUGGCACUUCAGGAAGAAGCCUAUCCUGGUGGUGCUUGACCGUCAGGGCCGAGUGGUUUGCCCUAAUGCACUACAUAUGAUGUGGAUUUGGGGAAGCAAUGCUUUCCCUUUCACUAGCUUGAGAGAAGAAUCUCUCUGGAAGGAAGAGACAUGGAGGCUUGAGCUCCUGGUUGAUGGCAUUGACCCAACUAUUCUCAACUGGAUUAAAGAAGGAAAGUACAUUUUCUUGUAUGGAGGGGACGAUAUCGAGUGGGUGAGGAAGUUCACUAACAACGCACGAGCAGUCGCACAGGCAUCACGUAUACCACUCGAGAUGGUGUACGUGGGGAAGAGCAGCAAGAAGGACAAAGUCCAGCGAGUCAUAGCCACAAUCACUGUUGAGAAGCUCAGCUACGUCUGGCCGGACAUGACCAUGAUAUGGUUCUUCUGGACCAGGCUAGAGAGCAUGGUAUUCUCCAAGAUUCAACAAGGCAAGAUCGAUGAGUAUGACCCUAUGAUGCAAGAAAUCAAGAAACUGCUUAGCUAUGACAAAGAAGGUGGAUGGGCCGUGCUCAGUAGAGGGUCUAACGUUGUGGUUAAUGGGCAUAGCACCACUGUUUUGCCUACAUUGAUAGAGUAUGAUACCUGGAAGGAGCAAGUACCAGUUAAAGGCUUUGAUUUGUCUUUCAAAGAACACCAUGACAAGCUUCACGGUGUCACUCAUCCUUGCUGCCGUUUCGAGUUCCCAAGCACCGCCGGUAGGAUCCCUGAGCACCUGAAAUGCCCUGAGUGCCACCACGUCAUGGAGAAGUACUUCACUUUCCUCUGCUGCCACGAGGAGGGCAUUGCAGAGAUACCAUAUUAAACACACUAUUACAGCCACAAUAUUGAAUUCCUUAUAUAGAUUAUAGUCAAAUAAUGGUAAACUGUGCGAUCCUUUCUUUGAUGUCCAUGUAUCUUUCUUGUAAUAUGAUGCCAAUGGGAGUUUUAAGUUGGCAUUUGAAGCCAUAAAUAAAGAUUUGAGAGUUUCUGAUCUUUAA
Molecule: messenger RNA, 2394 nt
Organism: Hevea brasiliensis (rubber tree)
Lineage: Eukaryota; Viridiplantae; Streptophyta; Magnoliopsida; Malpighiales; Euphorbiaceae
Product: protein SIEVE ELEMENT OCCLUSION B
Exons: 7
Coding region: 63-2219 (718 amino acids)
Biological process (GO): phloem development
Source: RefSeq, a predicted model, not a curated record